CUUGCCCGGGAUUAAGUGGGAUCGGGAGAGAUUACAGCCCUCUCUCUCUCUCGUUCCCUGUAGCUCGAUGAAAGCCUAGUGCUCCGUCCGGUGCCCUGGGAAUAUUUUCCCACCAUAUUUACAUGUUCCUGUACCCAUAACUGUGCUAAGACCUGCAGGAGCUGGAGGAUAAAGGCUUGUGGCUUCCCUAAGGCCUUCAACGUGGAGGAUUUUUCCUGUCCUGGUGAGCGGUCGGCGAGGGGUCGGGGUGAGAGGUCAGAGGUCAGGAGUCCAGUGACCAUGAGGCAGGCGGUGGAGGCUCAGGUGUUAAACCCCCACUGUGAACUUGGAGAACACGGCCUGCGUCAGAUCCUGACGGAUGUGAUUGAGGAGGUGCAGCAGUCUGUAAAUCAGGACAUUGAUGGAGCAGAGAUUCUCCACAGUUUGCUGAACGCGCCCUGGCUGCAGUCACUGCUCAAGGUUUAUGAGUGUCUUCAGAGGUACCUGAGGGAUUCCCCAGCUCCGGCUCUGGAAUACGCUUCAGGACUCUCACUUCAACUGCUGAUCGACAUCAGAGCGUUACCAGGCUGCUCUGAAGAGGCCAAAGAGCUCUACCGCCUCCUGCGGCAGCCUCACCUGCAGGCUCUUCUCUCGGCUCAUGAUACGGUGGCCCAGAGGGACUAUGAGCCAGUGCUGCCGCCGAUGCCCGAAGAUCUGCCUGACGAUGAGGAGGCCACCAGGAUUGUGUGCCUGGUCAAAAACAAACAGCCUCUGGGAGCAACUAUAAAGAGAAACGAGAUCACGGGGGAGAUUUUUGUUGCGCGGGUGAUUCACGGAGGGCUGGCUGAUCGAAGUGGUCUGCUUCAUGCAGGGGACAGGAUCAUAGAGGUGAAUGGUUUUCCUGUGGAUGGGAUGGAGCCUGAGCAAGUUAUUCAAGUUGUGCAAGCGAGGUCGCAAGGCACCAUCAUGUUUAAGGUUGUUCCCAUCACAGAAAGGCCAGUCCACAACCAGACGAUGCUCUACGUGCGGGCCAUGGCUGACUACAGCCCUCAGCAGGACCCGGCCAUCCCCUGCGCCGAUGCCGGUAUGAGCUUCAGAAAAGGCGACGUCCUGGAGAUCGUGGACCAGACGGAUGGCCUUUGGUGGCAGGCCAAGAAACUGCCCAGCAACACGGCCUGUGCCGGCCUCAUCCCGUCCACCAACCUGCUCAAACGGAAGCAGAGGGAGUUCUGGUGGUCUCAGCCUUAUCAGCCACACGCCUGCAUUCAGACCUUGAGCACUGUAGAGGAAGAGGAGGACAUGAUGGCCAUCGAUGAGAAAUGUGUUGAAGCAGAUGAGGAGGCAUUUGAAUCUGAGGAGCUCAGGGAAGAGGAGGAUGACUUCAGUAGCAACAUUGAAGGGAUGUAUUUAGCGGGUUUCAGGCGCAGCAUGCGUCUGUGUAGGCGCCGUUCUCACAGCACCACCCAGCCCUCCUGCCACACCCGCUGUCCCAGCAGCUGCUACAGCGCCCUCAACAGCCCCUACGAGGAGGUGGUGCGCUACCAGCGCCACCCACAGGACACACACCGCCUCAUCGCCCUCUUAGGCCCAUCUGGUGUGGGUGUGAAUGAACUUCGGAGGCGCUUGAUUGAAAUGAAUCCCAACAUCUUCCAGGGAGCUUUACCUUACACCACGAGAGCACCCAAAGCAUACGAGGAGUCUGGGAGAGAAUAUUCCUUCACCAGCCGAGAAAUCUUCGACAACAUGGUUUAUAACAACAGGUUUCUGGAGUACGGGGAGUAUAAAGGGAAUCUGUACGGCACCAGCAUCGACUCUGUGAAGGACGUGUUAAACAGCGGAAAGAUCUGCAUCAUUGACAUCGAGCCAAACGCCAUUCAGGCAGUGAGGACCCAUGAACUGAGGGCCUACAUCAUCUACGUGAAGCCGCCUUCUCUGGAACGCCUCAGGGAGACCAGACAGGAUUCCUACAUCACCACCAACUACUACGUCAACCGACCGUUCAAAAGUGAAGACUUCCAGGAGAUGGAAGAAGCAGCCCGGAAGCUUGAGUCCCACUAUUGCCAGUUUUUUGACCAGGUGAUCAUCAAUGAUGAGCUGCAAGACUCCUGCGUCCAGCUGCUGACAGCGGUAAGGAAGGCGCAGGAUGAGCCACAGUGGGUCCCUGCCAGCUGGAUACGACCCACCUCCGAAUCGUAAGGGAGGACGGAGGAGAAAACAAGGGGACAACACAGAUGUGACCCCUUUUUAUUCAGGCAGCAAGUUUUGGAAACUGAAAGUCUGGAAUAUCAUCCCAAAAAGCUUUACGUUGAAAUCAGUUUGUUUAAUGUCUAAUACUGAAUGUUUUAGGGGAGUAGGGCAUGAAAAAAAUCCAAAUAUCUUGAUCUUGGUGUUUCUGGCGGGCUUCGUCCGGUUCUUAAGUCGUUUCAAAUCCCCAAAGACGAAGGAUGAAGCUGGACUCAAGCCCAAAGAAACUCUGGCAGUUUGUCACCACUUUAUUUUCUUAUAACUAGUAGUAAGACUGCUUUGUUUUUAGACAAAUAUAGUAAUUCUACAACCAGGGGCGCCUUCCUCCAGUGUGUUUUUGGAACUACAGGAUGUUUAGAUUAUAGUGAGAGAGUUCUUUUUGAAAAGGUAGAUUCCUGCUUUGCAUGUGGCUUUAAUUUUAACAAAACAGGUUAAUUUCUUGCCCUGCUCCCCACUCUUGUAACACAGACCUACAAUAAAUAAUGUUAUCUUUUUCUAAUUGAUGUUUACAUAUUAGAAAGAAAGCUGUUUUUUUUUUUCAAUCUUGUUAAAUUUUGUCAUUUCUAUCAUUUCUUUGUGUUUUACAAUAGCUAACAUGUGUCACUGCAUGCCAAAAAGUUGUUCAAGAUUUACAAAAAAUUAACAAGAUGCUGUGUUGAGCAAACUCUUGCAAUAAUAACACUUUGUGUCCUUAUUUCAUUCAAACAAUGGGAUGAAAACCACGUUUUUCAGGGUGAGAUGCAACUAAAGUGCAAAGCAA
Toxotes jaculatrix (banded archerfish) is the source of this 2983-nucleotide messenger RNA. Its product is annotated as MAGUK p55 subfamily member 4-like. Gene Ontology annotation, cellular component: adherens junction; plasma membrane. The record is from RefSeq and is a predicted model, not a curated record. Gene Ontology annotation, molecular function: protein binding. The coding region runs from base 280 to 2175 and encodes 631 amino acids. The transcript is spliced from 22 exons. Lineage: Eukaryota; Metazoa; Chordata; Actinopteri; Toxotidae.